GUGCAACAGGGAUUUCGUUAAAAAAGAAUAUUGACAGUUAGCUCACUGCACUAAAACGUCAUUUCCCACAAUCCUGCUCGCGCGUUUGGCCGUAUUCUGUCCCUAGUGUCGCAAAUAAUAACAAACCGCGCGCGCGACUUUCACAACAAGUUUGCCUUACCCGUGCUUUUUUUUGCUAAAAUACAGUAAAAACUGGUAUAUCAAAUUAUGGAUGUCACCGCAGCCAGGUCAACGUUUUAUGGAGACAUAGGACACUGGGCUGAUCGGACUCCUCUGCAUGAAGCUGCGUCUCUGGGUCGAGCUCUCCAGUUAAAACAGCUGAUAGAGGAUGGAGCGUCUGUUAAUAUAGUGACCGUGGACAACUUCACUCCUCUGCAUGAUGCCUGCAUCCAGGGCCACCCCAACUGUGUUAAAAUACUCCUGGAGGCAGGAGCGCAGGUAGAUGUACGCACCAUUCAUGGCAGCACUCCUCUUUGUCACGCCUGUGCUGCUGGCUGCCUAGCAAGUGUCAAGCUGCUGGUGGAUCAUGGAGCAUCGAUCAACCCUUCCCUGACCGCCCUUACUGCUUCACCCCUCCACGAGGCCUGCAUAAGGGGUAACCCCGAGUGUGUGAAGCUCAUGAUCGCUAAAGGAGCGCUGCUGGAGGCCUUUGACAUUUACUUUGGGACCCCCUUACACGCUGCCUGUGCCAAAGCUCACUUUGAAUGCGCCCUACUGCUGCUCAAUGCAGGUGCUAAAGUGAAUGCUACAAAGUUCCACGAGACGGCGAUGCACCAUGCAGCGAGAGAGGAGAGGGGCGAUUUGGUGGAGCUGCUGGUGGAGUUUGGUGGAGAUGUCAAUAUAUCCGAUAACAUGGGUAACAAGCCCAGAGACUACACGAAACUUGGUUCUCCUGCCUAUGGAUGUCUGUUGCACUAUGAGAGUAACCCGUUGUCUCUUCAGCAGCUUUGCCGUAUUGUCCUGAGGACUGUAUUGGGCACCAGAGCUCUGGCGGUGGUGCCAAAACUGGACAUUUCACAUCGCAUCAUUGAUUACCUCACAUAUAAAUCUUGACUUAUUUAGGAAAAU
Molecule: messenger RNA, 1068 nt
Organism: Triplophysa dalaica
Lineage: Eukaryota; Metazoa; Chordata; Actinopteri; Cypriniformes; Nemacheilidae
Gene: asb13a.1
Product: ankyrin repeat and SOCS box containing 13a, tandem duplicate 1
Exons: 5
Coding region: 208-1053 (281 amino acids)
Biological process (GO): positive regulation of protein catabolic process; protein ubiquitination; intracellular signal transduction
Molecular function (GO): protein binding
Source: RefSeq, a predicted model, not a curated record